This is a messenger RNA of Calliphora vicina (urban bluebottle blowfly), 1089 nucleotides long. RefSeq lists its product as uncharacterized. The transcript is spliced from 8 exons. The record is from RefSeq and is a predicted model, not a curated record. Lineage: Eukaryota; Metazoa; Arthropoda; Insecta; Diptera; Calliphoridae. The coding region runs from base 43 to 1044 and encodes 333 amino acids.
AAAAAAAAAAACUAAAUCUUAAAAAAAUCUUUAAACACAGCAAUGAAGUGUUGCAAUCGAUCCACUUUGGGUGUUAUCAUUGGCAGUCUUAAUGUACUGGUCUACAUUCUGGGCAUAAUUUCUGCAAUCGAUGUCAUUGUGAAAAUAAAUACAAUGAAAGAAUUGGCCAUUUUGAAAAUACUAUUCAUUGUAUUAAUAGUAGUAUUUUUUAUAAUGAUCCUUGUAUCCGGUCUACUAAUAACGGGCAUUGUAAAGAGACGCCACAAAUUGAUGCUUCCCUGGCUGAUACUUAGUAGCAUUGGUAUCGUUGGCAACUGUGCAUGGUUUGGUUAUCACAUAAUUGUUGCCCUAAUCCAAGGCAUUCCCCCGACCACAUUUAUAAUCGGAUUUCUUGCGGGUUUAGUUGGAAUUGCCUUUUCCGCUUUGAUGUUGCGGCUCAUUUCUGUUUUGUAUAGAGAUAUGCGCAAGGAGAAUAGUCAAAUGUCGGCACGAGUACUGAACAAUAGCCGAGAAACAGACAGUUCGCAAGCUGCUCAAAUUAAAAUUACAAAAAAAAAAACAAAAACAAUGAAGUGUUGCAGUCUUUCCACUCUGGGUGUCAUUAUUGGCAGUCUUCAUGUUCUGUUCUAUAUUGUGAGCACAUAUUUUGCCAGCGAUGCCAUUGUGGUAAUAAAUGCAGACAUGGAACGGAAUCCGGGGCGGCAGGAGGAAUAUGAAAUUUAUAAGACACUAUUAAUUAUAGUAAUAGUAGUAUGUUUAAUAAUGAUCCUUAUAUCCGGUCUACUCAUAACGGGCAUUGUAAACAAACGCCACAAAUUGAUGCUACCCUGGCUGAUAUUAAGUGGCAUUGGUUUCGUUAUCAACUGUGCUCGUUUCGGUUAUGACAUAAUAGCUGUCAUUUUCCUUGAUAUUUCCUUGUCUACAGCUGCAGAAAUACUGUUUAAGGAUUUAGUUGGAAUUGCUAUUUUCACUUUUAUAAUGUGGGCCAUUUAUACGUUAUACAGAGAUAUACGCAAACAUAAAAGUCUAAUAAUUGCUGUCUAGUAAUUGUUCAUAAGUUUUCUAUAUAAAUAAAUAUGUUUAUAAAUA